UUAACGCGCUUGCGUGCGCGGUACUGGCUCGCUUUUCUUUCCGGUUCCGGGGCCGCGUGCUGGCUGCAGAGCGGCCGCGGGAAGAGUGUUCGCGUGUUGAGCUGGCGGUUGAAGGGCGCGAGUUUUCCGGCGGCCGCGCCACUGAACAUCGCCCGAGUCCACCUCGAUCAGCCCUUCCGUGUGUUUACGCUGGUUUCGGUGGGGAUGGAUUGAAGGCGCCAGGCCAAGAAGGGAGGAGAAGAGGAGCGCGGCGGCGAUGUCCGGGCCCGGGGAGGUACUGGCUGCCGGCAGCGGGGCCCACACCGUCGGCGAGGGGGACCAUGUGGUCCUGAAGAGGGAGGAGGUGUUUAAAGCUGUACAGGUGCACAGGGGAAGAAAAAUCAUCUUUGAGAAACAGUGGUUUUACUUGGACAAUGUGAUUGGACAGCAGUAUGGCACCACUUUUGAGGUUUCCAAUGGAGGAGUUCUCCAGCCACUUAAAGCAAAAACUGAGGAAGUUGCCAAAGAAACAAAUGAAGCUGGUAUUGAUAACCGAAACAUAAUUGAUGAUGGCAAGUCCCAGAAACUCAGCAGAGAUGACAUUGAGGCACUUAAAGGACAAGGGUUAAAAGGUCAGGAUAUUGUUCAACAUCUGAUUGAGAAUAGCACAACAUUUAGAGACAAAACCGGAUUUGCUCAAGAAAAGUACAUUAAGAAGAAAAAGAAAAAGUACGAAGCAUUUAUAACUAUCCUAAAGCCUACCACUCGCAUUAUGGCCAUGAUGUAUCAUUCCCGUGAGCCAGGUAAAAUUUGCUAUUUACGAUAUGACACAUUGGCUCAGAUGUUAACUCUUGGGAAUAUUCAUGCAGGCUCCAAAGUAAUUGUAGCAGAGACCUGUGCUGGUCUGGUGCUCGGCGCUGUAAUGGAGAGGUUAGGAGGUUUUGGAUCUGUUGUCCACUUGUAUCCAGGUAGCUUGCCUAUCAGAGCAGCGAUGGAGAACUUUGGAUUUCCAAAAUCAUUCUAUAAUCACCUGUAUGACUUUCCUAUCAAUAAGUUGAACAGUCUUCUUUCUGGAAGUUUUUCAACUGAGAAAGAAACGCUGCAGAAACAAACUGAAGUUGUGAUAGAAGAAGGUAAUGGGAGCCCACUGAGCACAUAUCAGGGUGAUGGGGUGCCUUGUGGCGAAGCCAUGAUGGAUAGCAUCCAAUCUGGGGAAACCGAGGCCAUGGAUGUUGCUUGUGAGGAAACUGAAAAUAAAGGAAAAAGUGCAGACAGAAAAUCCAAUGUCGACGAGAGGAAGAGUAAGCAAGAAGAUCGGCUGAAGAAACUACAGGCCGCUGCCACUGUGCUACAAGAGAGAAAUGCAGAUGGGUUAAUUAUAGCAAGUCGGCUUUAUCCUAGCCCCUUAUUGCUUUGUCUUCUGGAGUUUGUGGCACCAUCUAGACCAUUUGUCAUCUACUGCCAAUACAAGGAGCCUUUGCUCAUGUGCUAUUCAAAUCUACGAGAAAGGGGAGGAGUUGUUAACCUGAGGCUAUCUGAAACCUGGCUGAGAGGCUACCAGGUUUUGCCAAACCGGACUCAUCCCAAGUUGACAAUGAGUGGAGGUGGUGGCUACGUCCUGACUGGCACUACUGUUGCUAUGGAAAGAGCAAAAUUUGUUGUCAAUAAUCCUGAGCCGCAGAGGUCUGAAGAACCUGCAGCCAAAAGACAGAAGGUUGAAGAAUCGAAUAGUUAGCUUCCUUCCAAGUGCUGUUGCUAAUCCUGAAAUUGCUUGAUAUUGGAGCCCAUUGUAAAGCUUAAGCUGAAAAUUUUUACAAACUGCUAUACAUUUAUUUUGGUAUAAUAUGGUAUAUGUGCCAAAUUCCAAAUAUGUAUUUGGAAUUUUCUGCUAUGAUGUGGAGCAUUAGCAAAAGUGAUUUUUGCAUGUGAGAGAAAGGUGCUCUCAAUGCAGAGAAAAGUAUUUCUGUGUACCAGUGUACAAUAUUUCUUUACUUUUUGCAGGGGUAGGGUAGGGGAAAAUAAAAAGAGUGAAAUUAAGUAUUUUUGGAAAACAUGUGCAUGCUGCAGUUUAAUGCAAAAAAGUUGAGUUUGAGAGCUCUUGUUUGUUCCGUGCAGCCUGUUCAAGAGUCUCUAACUUGACAAAACGAAGGUCCUAGUUUGUCAGGAAUUAUAUGACCACCUGUAAAUUUCAUUGGUUGUAUCAAGUUAUGGAAACUAACUUCAUGCACUGAAGUAUUUUUCUUAAUGGAUUUCGCUAUUUUAAAUUGAUCUUAUUUAUAAUUUGUACAAUUGUGUUUUCAUUACCAGUUUAGCUGUAUUGAAAGUGUCACGUCACUGGAAUCAACUAUAAAAAAUGAUCUGAAGUAAAUCCAUUUAAUCAA
This is a messenger RNA of Carcharodon carcharias (great white shark), 2360 nucleotides long. It is a transcript of the gene trmt6, whose product is annotated as tRNA methyltransferase 6. Gene Ontology annotation, cellular component: nucleus; tRNA (m1A) methyltransferase complex. Lineage: Eukaryota; Metazoa; Chordata; Chondrichthyes; Lamniformes; Lamnidae. The transcript has 11 exons. The record is from RefSeq and is a predicted model, not a curated record. The coding region runs from base 257 to 1714 and encodes 485 amino acids. Gene Ontology annotation, biological process: tRNA methylation.